This is a messenger RNA of Serpula lacrymans var. lacrymans S7.9, 390 nucleotides long. RefSeq lists its product as uncharacterized. NCBI's taxonomy places the organism in Eukaryota, Fungi, Basidiomycota, Agaricomycetes, Boletales, Serpulaceae. The record is from RefSeq and is a predicted model, not a curated record. The transcript has a single exon. The coding region runs from base 1 to 390 and encodes 129 amino acids.
AUGAAACUAGGAGUUGAUACCAAACUCAUGGCCUUUGCUCUUCUCCAAUCUCUCCCAUGCACUCCUGAAUGGCAAAUAUUUCAGUCAUCGGUAAUCAACACGAUUGAAGAAAAUAAACUUACCUUUGAUGCAGUUGAGAUCCAGAUCACUGCAGAAGUUGCACAACAGUCAGGGAAGGCCCCUGGAGGUUCCAAAACAGCACUCAAACCCGAGGAGAAGUGGUGUGACUUCCACAAAGCCAAAACACACAACACCUCGGAGUGUCAAACACUUCAGUCAGCCGGAAAAGGUCAAAGGAAGAAGGGAAAGGAAAGACACAAGGAUAAAGGAAAAGAGAAGGAAAAGGCAAAUACGGCAGAGCAAUCAUCUGGAUCUGACUCCGAGGAGUAA